GGCUCUCCGAGGCUCGGAACCCUUCCAUAUAAACCCUUGCAGAGCCCUAGAAUCUCAAUUUCUUGUCACCUCUUGAUUCUCUCCAUCCGUCAUCCUUUGCCUCCUCCUUCGCUCCGCUACAAUGGCCUUGCCGAAUCAGCAAACAGUUGAUUACCCGAGCUUUAAGCUCGUGAUUGUUGGGGAUGGUGGAACAGGGAAGACAACUUUCGUGAAAAGGCAUCUUACUGGAGAGUUUGAGAAGAAAUAUGAACCAACAAUCGGUGUGGAGGUCCACCCGCUGGAUUUUUUUACCAACUGUGGGAAGAUUCGAUUCUACUGCUGGGAUACUGCCGGUCAGGAGAAAUUUGGUGGCCUUCGCGAUGGAUAUUAUAUUCAUGGACAAUGUGCGAUCAUAAUGUUUGAUGUCACUGCCCGGCUGACAUACAAAAAUGUCCCAACCUGGCAUCGAGACCUUUGCCGGGUGUGUGAGAACAUUCCCAUUGUUCUUUGCGGCAACAAGGUUGACGUGAAGAACAGACAAGUUAAGGCAAAGCAGGUUACUUUCCAUAGGAAGAAGAAUUUGCAGUAUUAUGAGAUAUCUGCUAAGAGCAACUACAACUUUGAGAAACCUUUUCUGUAUCUCGCCAGGAAACUUGCCGGUGAUCCCAACUUGCACUUCGUAGAGUCUCCUGCCUUGGCUCCACCAGAAGUUCAAAUUGAUUUGGCUGCACAAGCACAGCAUGAGCGGGAACUUGCACAAGCUGCUGCCCAGCCCCUCCCCGAUGACGACGAUGACGCAUUUGAGUAAACUUGUAUGUUUUGAUUGCUCGAGAGGUGGAUGACGGCGUAUUGUCAGGCGUGCGUCUGUGGGCCAUUGUCUGAGCUGGCUGGUAUUUGUGGAUGCCAAAUUAUAUGUUUUGGGGUGUAUGAUUAAAAUAUGGGAUUUUGAGGAUGUGAGAUUUCAUCUUUUGAUGUUUUUUCCGCUUCAAUUGAGUUAUUAGCUUUUAUGCAGUAUUGCUGUUUGGAUUGCCCGUCAUCUCUCGACGGGGAUGUAGUUUUCUCGUUCUGGCUCUUCAAUUUGAUUUCGUACUCCGACGAAUUGGAUCUUGACCUCGGUAGUUAAUUGCUUUUUCCCUCUAAUUGAGAUUUGCCUUUUGGAAUCA
Neltuma alba is the source of this 1142-nucleotide messenger RNA. RefSeq names its product GTP-binding nuclear protein Ran1A. The record is from RefSeq and is a predicted model, not a curated record. Gene Ontology annotation, cellular component: nucleus; cytoplasm. Lineage: Eukaryota; Viridiplantae; Streptophyta; Magnoliopsida; Fabales; Fabaceae. Gene Ontology annotation, biological process: ribosomal subunit export from nucleus; protein import into nucleus. The transcript has 8 exons. The coding region runs from base 122 to 787 and encodes 221 amino acids. Gene Ontology annotation, molecular function: GTPase activity; GTP binding.